GGUGAAUUUCUUCGCUGAGUGGUGCGUCCACUGUCGGAAGUUUGCCCCCAUGUGGAAUGAGGCCGCUGGCAGGAUCAGUGAGAAGAUGCAGUUCCAAGAUGCUGAGGGGAAGCAGACCACUGUGAAGUUCCUGAAGAUGAACUGCGUGGAUUUUCAGGGAAAAUGUCAGGAGGAGAAGAUCCAAGCCUUUCCCACCAUUCGGCUCUACAAGCGCGACGGGUCCUUUGAGCAGUUUCAGAACAAGAGAACGGUGAAGAACAUCCUUGACUUCAUCACUCAUACUGUUAGGAAUAGUCACUUGAUGGUGGCGCAGCAUCACGCCAUCUUCGACCAGGGCUGCCAGGUGCAAGGCAGACUUUAUGUGGCGCGUGUUCCAGGGCAUUUCGGCCUUCAGGCAGAAGCCCACGGCGCGGUGAACGUGAACCCUGCGCUCACCAACGUGUCGCACCAGAUUCGACAUCUGUCCUUCGGCAUGCAGGAUGCCAAGGGUUGGGCCGAAAGGCAAUCCAUCCCCAAAGACAUGCUGCAGAACAUCCAACCUUUGGAUGGUCGAAGUUUUAGCGUAGAUCGCUUCCACGAAGCGCCACAGCACUAUCUGAAGGUGGUGAGCACCAAAGUGCAAGGCAAGGAGGGAGUCUUCUACCAGAUGACGCACACUGAUCGCGUGAGAAAGCUUGAACGAACCAGCGACAAAGCCACGCAGGCCCGAUUUAGCUAUGACUUCUCGCCCAUGAGUGUGGUGGUCAAGGAGAAAUCCAAGAAAUGGUAUGAGUUCCUGACGUCGCUCAUGGCCAUCUUGGGCGGGACCUUCACCAUCGUGGAACUCACCAGCGGAGCCGUGGAGACGGUGGGCACGGCUGUGAAAGACGCCUUGGGCAAGAAGAACUAGUGGCACCAGUUGGCCGUGAAUGGUUGCCAUCCCAGCGUCC
Messenger RNA from Cladocopium goreaui, 929 nucleotides. Lineage: Eukaryota; Dinophyceae; Suessiales; Symbiodiniaceae. The record is from the annotation of a GenBank genome assembly.